Molecule: messenger RNA, 3853 nt
Organism: Brienomyrus brachyistius
Lineage: Eukaryota; Metazoa; Chordata; Actinopteri; Osteoglossiformes; Mormyridae
Gene: rad23ab
Product: RAD23 homolog A, nucleotide excision repair protein b
Exons: 10
Coding region: 283-1602 (439 amino acids)
Biological process (GO): proteasome-mediated ubiquitin-dependent protein catabolic process; nucleotide-excision repair
Cellular component (GO): cytosol; nucleoplasm
Molecular function (GO): polyubiquitin modification-dependent protein binding; proteasome binding; damaged DNA binding
Source: RefSeq, a predicted model, not a curated record
CCUACAGCGCAGGUUAUUGGGCGGACGCGACCCUCGGCGCUGGUGGAUCUGACGCCGGAGCGCAGCGAACCGCCUCCCAGUGAUUCACUCCCAGCUGCUCAUGUUUUGUCCCGGGCAGCAAGUAGAUGGCGUCUGACUACGGCGCGGCCGCCCGUCUCCUUGCUAGAUAGCUGAGUCACACAGCCGGGCGCUGUAGUAAACGGCGAGCGCUUUUACCCCUACUCGCCCGUCAAUCCGUGCGCAAAAUCGGUACCGAUCGAGAGCCAGGACUCGGCGGGGAAGAUGCUGACGAUCACGCUGAAGACGCUGCAGCAGCAGACCUUUAAGAUAGAGAUAGAGGAGGAGCAGACGGUCAGAGUUCUGAAGGAGAAAAUUGAGACGGAAAAGGGGAAGGAGGCGUAUCCCGUGUCCGGGCAGAAGCUGAUCUAUGCAGGUAAAAUCUUAAACGACGACAUACCCUUAAAAGAAUACAAAAUAGACGAGAAGAGUUUUGUCGUUGUCAUGGUAACCAAGCCCAAACCUACCUCACCGGCUCCGGCUCCGGCCCAGCCUGCCCCCGCCACGGCUGCUGCCAGUGCACCCUUGCCCGAGGCCCCCCCCCCAGCCCCCGUCUCCGUCCCCGUUCCGGCACCCCCUCCGGCUCCUGCCCCUUCCACAGCACCGCCGCCCGUCCCAGCUCCUGCUCCCCCAGAGGAACACUGCGCUCCUAAAACUGGGCCGGCCGUCGCCGCCGGGUCUUCAGAAGCCGCAGAGAAAUCGGCCGACGCUGAGCCGGUGCCCGAGCCGCCCAGUGCCAUAGCCGAGGCGGAGGCCGAGCCGCCCCAGGACGAGCCCCAGGUCGAGCCCCAGGAGCAGCCGCUGGCCGCCCCGCCUAGCCUGGAACCCUCCAGCAUUGUGGAUGACCUGAGUCUUUUAGAAGAGGCAGCGUCAAUACUAGUUACAGGGCAGGCGUACGAGAACCUGGUGACAGAGAUCAUGUCGAUGGGCUAUGAAAGAGAGCAGGUCAUCGCAGCGCUCCGAGCGAGUUACAAUAACCCGGACAGAGCAGUGGAAUAUCUCCUUACGGGAAUUCCCUCCGAACCGGACCUGCCCGCCCGGGAGAUUAGCCACCCGCUUCCAAUGGCGAACCCCAGCACCCCCGCCACAGAGCGACCUCCGGCUCCCCCUGCAGCCGGCACGGGGGCUGUGUCUUCGCCCGCAUCGCAGUCCACCGGGAACCCCCUGGAGUUCCUGAGGAACCAGCCGCAGUUCCGGCAGAUGCGUCAGAUCAUCCAGCAGAACCCUGCCCUCCUGCCAGCUCUGCUUCAGCAACUGGGGAGGGACAACCCCCAGCUGCUUCAGCAAAUCACCCAACACCAGGAGCGGUUUGUGCAGAUGCUGAAUGAGCCACAUGGAGGUGACCUAGGCGGGGAGGGGGCGGAAGGGCAGGGAGUCCCACAGACUAACUACAUCCAAGUCACUCCACAAGAGAAAGAAGCCAUCGAAAGGUUAAAAGCCUUGGGGUUUCCGGAAGGACUAGUCAUCCAAGCCUAUUUCGCCUGCGAAAAGAACGAGGAUCUCGCCGCAAAUUUCCUCCUCCAGCAGAAUUUCGACGACGAGUGACUGUCUGCUCGCUUUUGAGGACGGGUGGAGUAGAGCAGUGGGGAGAGUGCAGUGUGCAAGAACAGGAGAGGGUCUCCAGCCAUUGUCAGCCACUCGAGAAUGCUCCUGAUUGGGCAAAGCCAUGAUAGCCACGCCCCUUUCUUCUGAAAUCCAUUGUCGUUUACACACUCUCACUGCUGCUGUUCCAGUUGGAUGUGCUGUGCGUGUGUGGGUUUUUUUUUGCAUUUACACUGACAGUUUUUUUUGCUUACCAUGUUGCUGGACCUGCUUACCAUGUACCUUCCAACCUUUCACAACGGGCCCGAUCGUUCUCUUUUGUACGCGUCUUACAUUUGGACACGGCCAUGUCGUCCGCGUAGAUGCUGUGCCAACAGUGGAGAGCUAACGAAAAUUAAUUGGCAGAUAAAAGAUGAUGACUGCAUCUUAUAUUGAUUUGGAAUUGUGACGUCGUCUCCUGCAUUCUGUCUGAGGAUCUGUAUCUCCCGGUCACAUUCAGGCCAACCUGCAAUGUUUAACACCUCACAUAAACAUAUUGUAAAUGAGGUCGAUCCCCCAGUGACUACAUAGGGUUAUUUAUUUUAGUUUGUUGUUACUCCAGGACAAACAUGACCUGAAAAACAAAAACAAUAACGUAUUUCUGUUUCGUCAUACAUAUUUUGCAUUUCUCUCGCUUGCGCGCUUUGUGGUUUCACUUGCAGCCCUAACGUUUCUCUGCACUCGCAAGUUCUCUCCAGAAAAGAAGGCAACAGGUGAUCCUUAGCUUUCCAAGAAAAUAAAAAAUUGUAUUUUGAAAGCUCGGCAGCUUAGGAAAGCAAGAUCUAAAAAUGACAUUUUGUUAGAUUACAACAAGCACAGAAUUGUUUUCGAAGAAAGGAGAGCAGACAUGCACUGAGAGUUUAUUGAUUGAUAGCGCUGCAAUUAAAACGUUUUCUCCAAAACUUCAGCGAUAAACUGCAGUCAGAGUUAGUGUGAUCCCCCAAUGUGGACUUUGUUUUAUUAUUAUUAUUAUUAUUAUUAUUAUUAUUGUUAAAUUAUUUUUCAAUUCAGUGGCGUUGUUCGGUUAACACUGAAACAGAGUGAUUUUAUUCAAAUAUAAGAGUUUGCAGUUUUAAAUAAAAUCUUAUAAAGUUUUAUUAGGAGUAACGGGAAGUUAAAGAACAUUGUGGUUAAACUGAUACGGGUCAAAUGGGAAAUACUGGUGUGCAUGAAAUACCGAGACAUGUUUGAAAGGAUUGUUUUUUUUUUUUUUUUGUAUGUGCGUAUAAAUAUUGGAGGGGAAGAUCUGUUACCGUGGAAAUGCACACUAAUGGAAGUGUUCAUCAUCCUGUCUUGAUCUGUUGUGUCAGUCAUCUCCGCCAUGCAAUAUCUUACAGUGAAAGACAGUCGGACAAAAAAAACCAUGUAGGUUUUUUGGUUGUCUGUGUGUUUUUUUUCUACAGUGAUAUAUUUACUAUGGAAAUCACCGCAGUAAUAUUUAGCUUAAACACCAUGUAACGUACCUAAAGUAAUUCAAGGUUACGGAGUUACAUGUUCCAGGGAAAGUAGCAUACAAAUAUAUAAAAACUCAAUUUAAACAUAAUGACAAUUAUUGUUUUCCGGAACUUUCCACUGAUCUCCACCACCCAAAAAAUUAUUAUCCAAGAUGAUCUUUGUUCUUUCCAAUCCUCCAAAGGAUUUACAUGAAUUCUUAUCAGUUUUAUCAAAUAUUUUUUUUAAAGGUAACCAAUAUCUCUUCCCCAAAUCAUCUACUUUUAGCCCGAUCUGCAAACUAUGUCAUGGAAUCUAGUCUAUAGGAGCAGCACAAAAUUAACAAAUCUAAAGUGUCUAAAGUAGAAAGCACUGGGGUCUAUAUGUUAUAAGUAUUCACACUUUCCCUCGAAGUUUUGAACACAUCUGACUGUUACCCUGCAGUGCUGUUGUAACAUACUGUAACUAGAACUUGGUUUUUACAGAAGUGUGAUUUAAAGAAUAAUACAUUCAGGAUAAAGUGAAGGAAUGUCGCACUGCAGCGCAUAGAGCUCGUGUGAGCUGAAGCAUGCUAGUUCAUUUCAAAAACGAGCAGUGACGUCACUAAUUUUAGCAUCAUUGUGAAAUUUUUGAUUAUUCUUUUGCCUUUAGAGUAAAACAAGUCGACGAGGCAGAAACGUAUUUCAGCCAUAAGCUCAUCACUUCCUGAAGACUCCGCUUCCUCAUUAGUUCUGGGGUUCAUUGUUUAGCAAUAUAUAAAAUAAAUAGCUUUUACAAAGCUGUA